Messenger RNA from Rhinolophus ferrumequinum (greater horseshoe bat), 2387 nucleotides. It is a transcript of the gene VSIG10L2, whose product is annotated as V-set and immunoglobulin domain containing 10 like 2. The coding region runs from base 66 to 2387 and encodes 773 amino acids. The record is from RefSeq and is a predicted model, not a curated record. NCBI's taxonomy places the organism in Eukaryota, Metazoa, Chordata, Mammalia, Chiroptera, Rhinolophidae. The transcript has 12 exons. Gene Ontology annotation, molecular function: protein binding.
UGGGGAGAGGGCACCUGAGCGUCAGGCAGGCACCUCAGACGGCAGCCACCCAGGGAGAUGGGACCAUGGUGGGUCAGAGGGCCCUGCGCAGACCGCCAGGCCUCCUGCUGCUGACAUCAUUCUGCCUUCUGCACCUGGGGGCCGCAGGGCAGCCCGAUGAGGAGGUGGCGUCCAUCCAGGGAGUGAGGGGCAGCUCUGUGGAGCUUGCCUGUGGCUCGCAGCCUGCACCCCUGGUGGUCUUCUGGAGCUUUAUACCCCUGGGCUCACUGAUUCCCUGGCCUGUGGCUGUCACCAAUGGAGCAGAGUCCAAGGUGGAGGCCGGGGCCUCAGCUCUGGGAGCCGUGAGCCUGCGGAACAGCAGCCUUGUGCUGGGGGAGCUACGGGAGAGUGCCCGCGGCCACUUCCUGUGCCAGGCCCUUCACGAGGCUGGAGGCCAGCUGCGUACCACCUACUCCCACUUCAGUCUGACUGUGCUGGUGCCUGUAUCGAAGCCUCAGGUGCGGCUGAGUGAGCCGUCCCCAGUGGAGGGGACAUUCGUGGUGGCCACAUGUGCAGUGCGGGAGGGCACGGAGCCUGUGAUCUUUGCUUGGCAGCAUCAGGCACCCCAAGGCCCUGGGGAGACCCUGGUGGGAGUUACGGAGCGACUAUUCCGGCUGGACCCAGUCAACCGGAUGCACUUGGGCUGGUACGUGUGCAGUGCCCACAACGCUGUCAACCGCCUGAGCAGUGAUGAAGCUUUCCUGGAUGUCAUCUAUGGUCCAGACGAUCCUGUGAUCACGGUGGAGCCACCACACUUCACUGAGGAGGGGUUUUGGGCCAGUGAAAAGGAAGAAGUGACUCUGAGCUGCCUGGCUGCCUCCAACCCCCCAAGUCACUAUGUGUGGCUCCGUGACCACUCUCAGGUCCACACUGGGCCUACCUACACCAUCACCCGCACCAGCCGUGCCCACGCAGGCCUAUACACCUGCCUGGCCCACAACAGCCGCCUGGACACCCACACACAGACCACCGUCCAGCUUACCAUCUACUACCCCCCUGAGGGGCAGCCCUCCUGUGCAGUGCUCCCCACCCUUGGGGCUGUGACUCUGGUCUGCACCUGGCCUGGGGGCCUUCCCGCUGCCCCGCUGCAGUGGGAAGGGCCCCAGGGAACUGGCCCUGCUGCCCUCAGCAACGUCACCUGGAGUCACGCAGCCACCCAGCUGGCCAACAGCAGUGUCUUCACCUGCACUGGCCAGCACCCAGCCCUGGCACUUCUCGCCCUCUGCAGGAUCACCUUGUGGGAACCCCUCCAGAGGCCCACGUGCCGGACCAUGGCCACGACCGGAGACCAGUUCAUCAUGCUGAGCUGCGAGUGGCCUGGAGGUGAGCCCCCUGCCCUGCUGAGCUGGCUGGAUGGCCAGCAGCAGCCCCUGGGCAGCAGCAGCUCCUCGCUGGCAGUCCACGUCCUGCAGGCCCAGGAAGAUCUGGCUGGCAGGGAGUUCAUCUGCAGGGGCACUCACCCUCUCAGGGUCCCUGACGCGCACUGCCGGCUGCAGCUGGAAGCCCCACAGCUGGCAGUGGCUGAGCCCUGGGUGUCAGUGCUGGAGGGGGGAGAGGCCUGGCUGGCGUGUGCCCUCCUGGGAGGCAUGCCGCCUGCCCAGCUCCUCUGGCUGGGACCCCAGCACUUGCCGGUGGAACCAGGCCUUUCUGGAUUCAUGCUGCACCAUGAGGGCACCCGGCUCCGCCUUGGCAUCCAGGCUGCUGACCCAGCUCACCACGGGGGCACCUACCAUUGUGUGGCUCACAACACCUUGGGCAGCAGCAGUCAGAGCGUCCAGCUGGAGGUCCUGAGGUAUCCAGCUCCUCCCAACGUCACCAUCCGCAGCCUGACCUACGGCAGACACCGGAGGGAGGUGCAGCUGCAAUGGGCCAUCCGAGGCCCCGGGAACUGGACAGGCUUCCUGGUGCAGCGGAGGGCCGGUGUCCCAGGCCCAGGAGCUGGGGCUUGGGAGACAGCAGCUGGUGACAUCGAGCCAGAGAGCAGGACCCGGCGGCUGGGGGGCUUGGACCCAGGCGUCCUUUACGCCUUCCGAGUCCUGGCUCUGAAUCACCACACAACUGGACAUCCCUCUGAGGUGAAGAUACCAGCGGACUCCCCCUUCAGCGCUUAUCCAGCAGUGCUGGGUGCAGCAGGCACAGGAAUGGUGGUGGCAACGGUGGCCUCUUUGCUAGUGUUCCAGUACGCUGCCCGGCACCCGGAGACUUUCCCCUGCCUUGGCCAACUGCUUGCUCCCAUGGAGCAAAGUCACCCAUACAGGGAUUCAAUGGAAGGCCCUGAGGCACAGGCAGAACAAUCUGGUACACCCGCAAAGCAUCUCUCUCUCCUUUGUUCAUGUCUCUUCUUUUAG